This is a messenger RNA of Pleurotus ostreatus (oyster mushroom), 4332 nucleotides long. RefSeq lists its product as uncharacterized. The transcript has 5 exons. NCBI's taxonomy places the organism in Eukaryota, Fungi, Basidiomycota, Agaricomycetes, Agaricales, Pleurotaceae. Bases 1 to 4332 code for a protein of 1443 amino acids. The record is from RefSeq and is a predicted model, not a curated record.
AUGGGUGCGCUGUUUGAAGGAAAACUGGAACGGUUGAUGCAGGCGGUUGAUGCAGUGGCUCCAGUCAUGCAUGAGACCAUGCCAACAGGUCCCCAGGAUGUGGCACAGGCCAUAGAUGUCGAUUCCCUUUCCGAGGCCACUGAGCCAAUCUGCUCGUGCACCAGUGAACUGCCUUCACAGAAGUAUUCUUGCAUGGGCUAUCUGAUCCCCAUUCCUGAGGGCAGAAGUGCGCACUCCGCCUGGCCCUUCGGCCUCCAUGACAAGCUCGGUGAUCCAUGGGACUACACAGUGAGAAGCGGGAGCCUCUUCAUUCAUGCACACACGUGUAAGCAGCAAAUCACUCACCCAAACUCGAGUUGUCGUGCUUGCCGGGAGCUCGAGAAUGACUCCAGCCUUGGUGGAAUUGUUGAAAGAAUAGAAAAUGGGGUCCACGAUAAUGCGCCACUUGCAUACCAGAGCCAUGAAGGCCUGGUGAACAAGGUCCGACGCAAAACACGCCAAAACGAAGCACUGCGGCUACAAGCGCUCAACGACGCACAUAAACUAGCGACUAAAUCACAUACCAUGGCCUUAUUCAAGCAAUUUAUCAUGGCGGUCGGGAGCGGUAAAGUAGAGCGGGUUGACCGUCUUGUGCAAGUGACCAUGGCUCGAGGACACGGAAUUCGAGGUCUGCUGGAGUUGUACGACAAAGCAGCACAAAAGGUUUACCGUCCUCGCAAUUAUACUGAGGAGGACGAGCUGCGGGGCUUGUUAUUUUGGAGACUGGGUGGAGACCGUGUAGCUGGCAUUGCGCACCGUUCACUCCAGCUUCCUUUCCCAAAAACUCUUCGACGACGAACUAUUGUUGCUCCAAUUCGUGUCUCCCCAUCCACCCCAACGACUAUCGAAGUCAAGUCCAAUAUCAAAGCGUGCUUUGAUCCACUGCGAGCGACAAUGGAGGAAAAGCAAGUCGUCUUUCAGGUCCUCAUGUUUGACGAGUUGAAGCUGGAGGAGAGACCACGGUGGGAGGACGCGACAAACAUGAUGCUUGGUGUAUGCCGGGAACAUGGUUGGAAAACGAGCUUGGAGCUGUGCAUGGAGAAGGAGGUUGACCUGCUUUUCGAGGCCAUCAAGGCAGGGGAUGUUCACCUUGCAACGGAGGCAACUGUUGGUGCGAUAGGGGUUCUCAGUGGGGAGGGCCGUCUUUAUGGUGCUCGUCCAGUCCUUGUAUCUGGCUCGUGUAAACGCGAAACCGGGCUGGAACAUGCUCAGCUUAUCCAGCAUGUCAUUGAUGCUAGUCAAGCAACAUCCUUGCGAACGAUCUCAAUUGCAUCGGACGGAGAAUCACGACGUGGAGAAGCAUUGGUCCGCUUAACGUUCAAGCAUGCCUUAAAACCCACAUCACCACUCUAUCCCUUACUCAGCCGGCUGCCAUUUUUCAAUCUUGAAGUCGGAGAUGAUGACAUUACGGCGGAUAAGGAUUACAAGCAUGUGUUUAAACGCUUGCGCAACCUACUGCUUCGAGAGAAAGGUCUUACCGUUCAUGGAGUCCAUAUCAGGCCUUCCGUUAUCAGAAACCAGUUGCAAAGCAACAAGAUCUCGGGCGAGCGUAUCAACCACCUGCUGAACCCCGCAGACAAACAGGAUGUCAAGCUUGCCUUUGAUCUCCUGCGCGAAAUUUGGUCACUUCCUCCUCCUCCUCCCGGUUCAAGCCCCUCGUUUUACGACACUCGAAAGGCCCUGUGUACCCUAGGCCAGGUAUUUCGUCACGUCAUGCUUCCAUACAUAUGUGUCGACUUGUCCCUUUCCGAGCAGCUCACCCACUUGAGCGCGGCAGCACACCUACUUCUCGCCUUGGUAUCCGAAAACGAGGGUGUCACCAAGUUGAUGCCUACCCAGCUCUACAUCGACAUGAUGAUCAUGGUCAAAAAUGUAUACUUUUGUGUUGCCAAAGCCAAAGUAGACGCACCGGAUAGCCAAUUCUGGAUCACCCUUCUCGGAACGGACCGUUUGGAGACCCUUUUUGGGAUUCUUCGAACAAUGAUUGGGAAUGAUGCAAAUGUAGAUGCCUACCAGCUUGGAUCAAGGCUAACAGGGACAGCUGAAGUCUCAACCAUCCUUGCGAAGCACCCUGAAUGGGAUCGAGCACCCCGCCGCCUCAAGCUACCUGUUUUAUCCAAGGACGGCUUUGACAUCCAUUCGGACGUGGAUCAUGUCAAUCCAGCGUCGUGGAGAGGCAAUGUACGGGUUCAGCAAGUCCUUCUGCAAACAUGUUGGAAACUUGGCCGCCAGAUGAUGGAGGACAAUAAUCCGGAUUUGGCGGUUAUGCUUCGUGGGCUUUCUGAACGCUCGGCGGACCUGUUCUUGCCACUUGGCAAUGACUUGAUUUGUGCUAGACGCGACACCGAUGAUGUCGAUGAUACCCUUGAGCGCGCCGUGGUAACUACCCAAACAGCUGCUUCCAUAGCUCCGGAUGUUGAAGAUGCUGCUGUGGAGAAUGAACCGCAGGGGAUGGCACCGGCUUUUUUCGAGAUUGGUGGCAAGCGCGUGUCAAAGGCGAAGUAUUUGACACAGGCCUUCGAUACCUUCCGAAAGCCAGGCUUGCGAGAUCGGCUCAAGCGGGUCGCUGAUGGCCAAAGAUAUGCUGUUUCGACAUCGACCAAUCUGCAGGUUGACGAUAGCCAGACCCAGCCUGUAUUGUCUGAUGAUGUCAUCACGUUCGGCAUUCCUAUCGUUACUCUCAUGCACUGCGACAACCGUUACUUUGUUGGUAUUGGUGAGGUUACCGACAUCACAUUCGAUGGCAAACAUGUUCAAGAACUUCCCGUGAACUUUGCAUCUGAAUCGUCUGCAUUCGUGUCAUUUCAGUUACUUUUCCUGACUCCUACGAUGUCAGAUGAUGAUCCUACCUUGCUUAACGACUGGCGAUGGUCAUCCCAGCGUGGCGCUGAGUACCGAGCUCCAGGCGCCCUGGCACAACCAAUCGAUACCGAGUUAACGGAGCCGUCCGACGGAGUACCGCUGUACCUCUUUGAUAGCAAGACUUUGAUCGGGAUGGGGAUGCAGCUAUUCGCGAUUCUCGCCAGCCGCAGAGACCUACGAACGACAGUGCCAACUGUGCCCGUUUCUAGCGAGUUUCCAUAUAGAGAGCGCACAGGGAAAGCUUGCUUUCUAUGUGAAAAUAUCGGUGAGAUGGGGCACGAGGAUAGCAACGAGAGGAAAUGCACAUACUGCAGUCCCUCCGUCAAGUUACCAGACUCAGCGCCAAGGAUAUUGGAGCAUAACGCCGCACACAUCCAUUUCGACCCAAAGAUCAACGCGUCAGCGCAGCCUUGCGGACUCUGCCUAAGGCUGCAUGUCUGUGUCUUCUACCUUCGGAAAGGCAAGGGCGCCGGUGCUUCUCCCACAGUCGAUCACGACAAAUCGAGCUGCACGAACCUAAUGCCUUUCCGCUAUUCCAAAGCAGUGAAGUCUGAUGCCACGGCGCCAUGCUCCAAUGUACCCCUCCACUGCCCAAAAUGCCCCACCAACGCCCCAGCGAUCUGGCGUUACAACCUACUGUUCCACCUCCGGGAGAAGCAUCCAGCAGUUGUCCUGGAGCCACUCAGAUCACUAUGGUUUGUCUCUGAGACGGAGAAAGAGCUUUUAUACGGAAUAUGGAAAAAUCGGAACAAGCAACGGAAGUCGCGACGCCGCGCGAAACCGCCAAUGAUACUGACUGUCUCUGAUGCGCAUACCACAAGACAAGCAUUGAGUCCGGGUUGUGGAACAACGAUGGAGGGUCAAAAGUGGGGUGAUGACAAAAUGGUGGACUCGGAGGCAGAUGAGGAAGAGGAAGAACAUGGCGAGUGGUUUGACACGGAGAUUGUGGACUCGGGAAAUGACGAUGAUGAUGACGACUCUGAAAACGCUAGUGAAACAGAAGUAAAUUGUGGUCAGCGACCUGAUCCUGAAGCAUACGGCCAAGCGGACUCACCAAACGCCCUGGAUGCACCCCAACAGCCAUCGGACCUGGCACAAUUGCAUAACAGCACCCCAGCGCAGUCCUGCGACGACUCUGAAGACUCCAUGAUGACUUCGCAGGCCAGUCUGGCACCACCCCUGGACACUUCAAAGCCAACCGAAAUUCUGGGUCGGGGUGCACGCAAGAGAAAGCGGAAUGAUCUUCGAGCUCUCCUGGAAUGGUGUACAUGUGGUGAGGUGGUCGAAGAGGAUGAGCGCCGCUCGAAGAGCGCGAUUGAAUGCAAGAAAGCAGGCUGUGAAACGAAAUGGUACCAUCUAGACUGUGUCGGUUUGGACUAUGUCAUCCCAAGAUGGAUAUGUCCAGCUUGUACCGACAACCCGGGCCAGUGA